AUGGAUCAAUUCCCCACGGAAAUCGUCGAGAAAAUAUUCACCUCUUACGAUUUGAGCAUCCUGGACGUGGUGAAUGCAAGCGCAACAUGCAAGCACCUUCGCGAUGAACUUUACAACAACGAUCGAGUCUGGAAAUCGCUGUAUUAUCAUAAUUUGCCAGUGACUGUUUCACAUUUGCUGAGUGCCAGGACCACAAAUACAGUUGAUUGGCUAGAAGAGAUUAAAUAUGUGUAUGAGGUGAAAAGUAAAGUGCGCCGUAUGUUGGAGACAAUGCCGGAUACUUAUUAUUCAGUGCCGAAUAUCGGUCCGUCAGAGUUAACUGGAUGGGAUGAGUUUAUCAAAUCCAGUCCAGCAGGAACCUAUUACAUUGUCAUGUGGUAUCUUAAUUUGCUUAUUUGUGAUUACAAGCAGAUUCAUAGCUUCUCAGUUGUCUCAUUGUUCACGCCCGGUAAUAAAACUCUGCGUUACUAUUGUUUAAAAGUAAUGGAAUACUUGCGACAUUCCAAACUAACACAGGACUAUGAAGGUUUUAUGCAACUCGAUGAAAAACAGCGCAUUCUUGAAAAAGUCGCGACUUUUGUUGCACAAUGGUGUCAGCCUACAAAGAUCAUACGCUACAAAGAUAUCGAAGAGCAACUAGAUCAACUUGCCGCCUCAGCCAGACAAGAAUUAUUCGCAGUGAAUCCAAAACAUCCUUUGUUUCAAGUUCCUAAAGAAACUCUAUUAGAUUGGAAGUCACGGAAUUUGGAAAAGCAUCAAUUCGACGGAAAUAGAUGUCAGGAAAUACUCAACGCGAUAAAUCACACUUUAUAUCGUCAACAUAGAUUCUCCGAGAAUCGUAUUAACUUCUACGAUCCGAAGAAUUCGUAUAUCAAUUAUGUGUUGCGACGUGAAGUUGGGUUGCCUAUCUUGUUAUGCAUUGUUUAUGAGAGCGUCGCGAGGCGAAUGGGUGUCAAUUGUGAGCCGGUGAAUGUGCCAUCGCACUUUUUACUGCGAUAUUUAGGUGAAGGGAAUGGUAGGACUAAGGUGCAGUAUGUAUACGCAGCCAAUCAGGGUGCAUUGCUUGCCAGUGGCGCGUGUCCCUAUUCGGCGCAUUACGCGGAUUCCACUGCGCCACCUAUGAUGUCACGAGCUAACGCCGCAGCGGUUAUGUUACGCAUGGCUGCCAAUCUAGAAAAUGCCCUGCAGGAAACCACAAACUCAACGGGUGAUCUAGCACCACUUCGACAGGUUUUAGAACUGAGCGUGCUUGUAGCACCCAGCAGUUUGAACAUGGUACUUAAUCUGGCGAGGUUGUGCAUGUCAGUCAACAUGGACGCCCGAUACGUCGAACAGAUUAUCUUACACAAUAACUAUGAUGAACAACAGAAUGCCGAGAAUGUUCUACAAAUGUUGCGCGACUAUGAAGUGCAUCGCGAACACGAGCACAUCUACGAGCAGUCGCGUGUGAAGCGACGUCCACGUGGCUUGAAGUUCGCCGUUGGUCAGGUGAUGCGUCACAAGUUGUAUAACUACGCCGGUGUUAUCACCGCUUGGACGGAGCGCUGCGAGGCAUCUGCUGAAUGGCAAAAGAACAUGAACAUCGACCGCCUGCAGCGUCGCAAUAAACAACCUUUCUACUACGUUGUUGUCGACGACGGCACGAAUAGAUACGUUGCUGAAGAAAAUAUUUGGAUAAUAAAUGAAGUUGACGAUACACUGCUUGAAAUGGAGGAGUUAGGACGGCAUUUCAGCCACUUCCAUGGCACUGCCUUCGUACCGAACAGCGCAAAGGAGCGCGAAUAUCCCGAGGAUAAAUCAAUCCGUGAGAGAACUCGAUAUAAUGAAAAUCCGCCAACAUGAGCGCCGAUGGGACGCAGUUUAAUUGCCUUUUUGCUGAUACCGGCAGCAUGGCACGUAUCCACCACGUCAGUGACGUUCUUGUAGGACUCGGGUGCUUCCUCCAUGACAAGUUUUGGUGAUGCAACACGAAUCGAAAUACCAGCCUCUUGCAGUUUUGCAAGUACUUCGGUAUAUUCAAUGUUUCGACGUGAUUUUGCCCUGGACAACGCACGACCCUAAAAAUAAUUUUUAAAAAAGUAAAAUACAAUCGGAAAAGUAAGUAAAAUUAAAA
Dalotia coriaria is the source of this 2113-nucleotide messenger RNA. RefSeq names its product F-box only protein 21-like. The record is from RefSeq and is a predicted model, not a curated record. Lineage: Eukaryota; Metazoa; Arthropoda; Insecta; Coleoptera; Staphylinidae. Gene Ontology annotation, molecular function: protein binding; DNA binding. The coding region runs from base 1 to 1842 and encodes 613 amino acids. The transcript is spliced from 8 exons.